AUAAACCUCAUUAAAUGCAAAGUCCGCCACGAUGAUCCAGCCAUCUACGCAGAGCGUCAGCCAUACAGAAAAAAGCCACUGUUUACGCACUAUUUACAUCCAUUAUAUAUGUAAAUUAAUCUCUUUGUUGAAACAACAUAUGUAUCAAUCCAGUAUUACAUCGAAACAGAUAUAUACGUAAACGUACCUUGCAGAUUAGGCACAAUCAAAUUGAAUAUCUGUUUCACUACACUAGCCGCUAGCCUAGCGGAAGCGCGCGCGUUGGCAAUAUAUAUAAUAGCGGGAAUUUCAAAACGAUCCGGAACGAAACAGUUUCAAUAAUUUUUAUUCAUUACCUACUUACCUACCUACUCUAAAUUUAUUAAAUACUGUGAUUAUAUAAUGUCUAGCACUAACAUUGAAUCUUUAAAAUGUAAACUGAAGUCUGUCAAAAAAAUGAAACUACAGAAAGAGUCCCAGGUGUACAAACUUCGAAAUGUUGAACGUUCAGUAUCUGAAGAGCUAUCGACAAUAAAAACUGAAAUUACGUUUAUUCAAGAGCAGCUAGAGGAAUUAAAAGACACAUUGACCCAGAUUAAUCAUCAGAUAAAUAUGAUCGAUAUUUGUAAAGCAUCAGAAAUUACUAAAAUACAGAUGCAAAAAGACAAUUUGGAGGAACACAAAAAGGGGUUCCAAUGUUUGUUUGAUAAAGAACGUCGUCUAUCCGAAGUUCACAACAAGGAACUACAAGAAAGAGACGCAGUAGAGCUUGAGACAAGGAAACAGAAGGAAGAACAGAUAACUGAGAAGAACGAGCAGCAAGCUCGUGAAGCGGCCGCACUUGAGAAAGAAUGUGAAGCUUUCGACAGAGAAUGCUCCGUGUUGAAAAAAAGAAAUACUGCCAUUAUGCUAAAAUUAAGGCGGAAAUUAGUGGAGACAGAAAACAUGAGACGAGAUUUAAUGAAGAAGAAAGAUGUGGCAGUAUGCAAUUCAAUGGAUGCUGUUGAAUAAAUGAGAAAAUUUGUGUAAUUUUAAUAACCUAGUUGGAAUACUUGUCAUUAUUUGUAUAGUCAUAUGGACAAACAUACCCGCAGACCCGGCGCUACAUUCGCUGACAACAACGUAGCCGAUCUAUUAUUGACGUCCAUGUGUAAUCCUUCGCGGCGCGAACUCUACAUUUCAAUGCCCGGUCGCCCGGAAAAUAA
Messenger RNA from Plodia interpunctella (Indianmeal moth), 1184 nucleotides. RefSeq lists its product as uncharacterized. Lineage: Eukaryota; Metazoa; Arthropoda; Insecta; Lepidoptera; Pyralidae. The record is from RefSeq and is a predicted model, not a curated record. The coding region runs from base 382 to 990 and encodes 202 amino acids. The transcript is spliced from 5 exons.